GAUAACGGUAGGUUCAUUCAGGCCUUAUGGAAUAAAGUGAUGCCAUCAUCACCGUCACCUAGGGAUGUAUUAGGAAAGAGACGAAGUAUUGAUAUCAUUGCUAUCAUUCUUCAAAUAUUUUUGACUAACCAUCAAGCAUGGAAGAGCUUAUCACCAGAUGGAAAUCCUAUUUUCGAAUCUUAG
Molecule: messenger RNA, 183 nt
Organism: Funneliformis mosseae
Lineage: Eukaryota; Fungi; Glomeromycota; Glomeromycetes; Glomerales; Glomeraceae
Source: the annotation of a GenBank genome assembly